UGCUGAUUUCUUCUUCUUUUCUUGCAGUCUUGAUUGGCAGUAGUAAAAGAUGGUUCUAGCAUAAUGAUAUCUGUCAAUUCCUGAAUCCUCUCUCUCCUAUGAUUUGUUUGAAAAAAAUGUUAAUUUGGAUUUUAAUGUAGUACAUUCUCUCCUCUCCUAAAGGGCCAGUUGGCAGUGACUUCACUGGGUCAGGCCCAACAUGAAAAGUUUCUUAAAACUUUACGUAAUCUGAAUGUCAAGUGUCAGCUUAGCCCCUGUAAUAGGUAAUCAUCAACACUUUGAAUUGCACCCAGAACUGGAUGGGAAGUGUAGGUGUUAUAUGAUCCUCCACUCACAAGCAGAAGCUUCCAAGUAGCCUCCAGCCUGGAGAUAAGAAAAGCAUGGGUCGCUGUGCAUUGGAGCACAUCAGGGAGGAAGGGCCUGAUCCCCUGUCCUGACCCCGCUACCUAAAAAAUGGUAAGAAGCAUUUUGAGCUAGUGCUGUCAUAUGAUAACCAAGGAGCAGCAAGAAACCAUACCACUGAGCACAGAAGCAGACACAUCUCCUCAGUAAAGGGAGCACUCCUAGUCUAUGCUUUCCUCCUUCUGACUCCCCUCGAUCCAAGUUAGUAGCAUCAAGGACAACAGAGGAAUAGUGGGGGUACCAGAUUGCCAUACUUUUCUUUAUCAGUUUUCCCUACAGAACAUCCAUCUCCAUACACCUGACUACUGAAAUCAGUCAUCUGCCAUUGGGACGUUAACCUCUUCCGUGCUGUUUUUGUCUGUAAAGUAUGGUAACCUGGACAGGACAAUCAUGGAGGAGGGGCACCGAGGGACCAGUGUACCCGUGCUUGCAGAUAAGACCGUAAUAACAGUCUGCUAGGAUUCUGAGCUCAUGGUCACCAACACAAUCUCCUUUUUGGAAAAAUACAUGAACGUGGCUGCUAAGCAACGGGGGUGAUGAUAUUUCACAUUGAAAACACAUUGUGCAUUGUUAUUUUUAACAUUUCUAGCCGCACCUUGCAGAAAGUUAUUUACAUAGAUUCACUCGUCUCUGACAACCUAUCAUUUAACCUGGAGCAGCAGCGACAGCUUUGAAGAUAACCCAUGUGAAAAACAUACAGGAAGCUGCAGAAGACACUGCAACAUCUGCUUGGCUGCCCCACUCUCAUUGUCUCUGACCGCAGCCAGAAUUACUCAUUAUUGAUACUGCAUUAGGCUCAGGUUGGCUCCUAUAUAUUUGGUAACUGCUGGCCAAGAGAGGGUUCAGAAGAAUGUGACCAUCCUACCAAUUCAACUCACUUCUAUAUACAGUAAACAGGUGAAAGUAGCAGCUGUUUUGAGUCUUCCCUUCAUUUUCCAGUUGUGCACAGGCAACAAUGUCACUGACUACUAUGACUCCAACACCACUGUUGAUUACAACAUGUUUGAGACUCUCUGUGAGAAGGCUGAGGUCCGGAGCUUCCGCGCCGCAUUCCUCCCAGCUAUGUACUCACUCAUCUGCUUCGUUGGGCUCCUGGGGAACGGCCUGGUGAUGCUGACCUACGUCUACUUCAAGAGGCUCAAGACAAUGACUGACAUCUACCUGCUGAACCUGGCCUUAGCGGACAUCCUCUUCCUGCUGACGCUCCCCUUCUGGGCCACGAGCGCAGCCAAGUACUGGCUUUUUGGGGAGUUUGCCUGCAAAGCCGUCUACUGCAUCUGCAAGAUGAGCUUCUUCAGCGGGAUGCUGCUGCUCCUGGCCAUCAGCAUUGACAGGUACUUCUCCAUUGUCCAGGCUGCCUCCGCCCACCGUCUCCGCUCCCGCAUGAUCUUCAUCAGCAAGAUCACGUGCUUCUCCAUCUGGAUCCUGGCCUUUGUCCUCUCCAUCCCAGAACUGGUCCACAGUGGAGUGAACGCAUCCGAGACCCCCCGCUGCUCCAUCAUCGCCACCACCGACUUGCACAAGUUCGACACUGGCAUCAAAGUGUCCCAGAUGGUCUUUGGCUUCCUAGUACCCCUGUUGGUCAUGUCCUUCUGCUACUUUGUCAUCGUCAAGACCUUGCUCCAGGCCCGUAACUUUGAGAAGAACAAGGCCAUCAAGGUCAUCAUCGCUGUGGUGAUAGUCUUCGUCGUCUUCCAGCUGCCUUACAAUGGCGUCAUGUUGGCCAAGACCAUCUCCGCUUUCAACAAUACUGACAGCCUGUGCGAGAAGAGUAAGCAGCUUGACGUGGCAGACGACGUGACCUACACUCUGGCCUGCUUCCGCUGCUGCCUCAACCCCUUCCUCUAUGCCUUCAUUGGCGUCAAGUUCCGCAACGACCUCUUCAAGCUUCUCAAGGAGCUGGGUUGCCUGAGCCAGGAGCGGCUCUGGCAUCUGUCGAGCUGCAGGGAGAACAGGCGGUUCUCCUUUGCUAUGGAGACCGAGACAACCACCACUUUCUCACCGUGAGGGGUGGGUUCUGUGCCUGCUUUGAAUGGGCCAAGGCUGGGGUAUUCCUGCAUCUUGCAGCCAUCUUGAAUUACUGAUUUGAGCAGGGCCAGCCUCACCUUGGCCAGAGAGCUGUAUCAGUGCAGAACAAAACCUGUUAACUCCCCCACAUUUCAGGAAAGGCAGGUAGGUAUACAGUACUCCAUGUGGGAGAGACUCAGCUAAGGUUACAACAAAGUACUAAACUGGGGAGCAAUUAGACCUCAUGUUAAUUGUUCCAUUUCCCGUCAAUUCCCUUUGGGCAUCAUUCCUCAUUGCUCCAAUAUAAAAACCUUUUUCUUAUUGGUGUUACAGCUGAGCUCUCCGGAGCACCUCCUUGCUUUGAAUGCUGCAUUUAACAAGACUGCAUUUUGCUCUUUCUUGCACACACAAACUUUGUAGCACUGAUCCAGCUAGUAAGACAGAAUGGGACCAAGCCGUGCCUCAAACUCCAAGCUCAGCACAAUACAGCAUUGACUUCUGAUUCUUGAUUAGGCUUCAGUUGCUUGAAUGCUGGAAUGAAUCAGUAGCCCUAGCAUGCAACUCCCAGUUCCCUCCUCUUCACUCCAAAAGUCAGAUUUGCAUAAUUAACCCUAAAACUACAGAUUUUUAAAAUGAAUAAGUUUGAUAACAGUCACUGUUAAUGCAAAAUCUCGAAAGUUUGCUGGGGGAAACAAUGGCUUUCAAUUCACUUUGCUUGUGCUGAGAUUUCGGGUUUUGCCUAUAAAGUUCCAUAUGGUUUAGAGCAGGGGUUCUCAAACUGGGGAGUCAGGACCCCCAGGGGGUCGCAAGGUUAUUACAUUCGGGGUUGCGAGAUGUCAGCCUUCACCCCAAACCCUGCUUUGCCUCCUGCAUUUAUAAUGGUGUUAAAUAUAUUUAAGUGUUUUUAACGUAUAAGGGGAGUUGCACUCAGAGAUUGCUGUGUGAAAGGGGUCACCAGUACAAAAGUCUGAGAACCCCUGUUUUAGGGCUUGUGCAUCAUUGGAGGCAGCCUCUUCACUAUGGCAGAGAAUUAAGCUAAACUUCACCAAGGCCACUUCAGGACUGAAUGAGAGGGUUUGUCUACAAGGGGACACUCCAGAUAAAUAAUCCAAAUUAACUAACAGUGUGAAUUUUAAAGUGGAUUAGUUAAACCACAUUAAAUCCCUGUGUGGACACUUCAAAAUUAAAGUGGCCUUAAUUUGAUUUAAUUCAUUAAUGAAGUUGAACUAAUGUGCUUUAAAUUCACAUCUUUAGUUCAUUUGGAUUUACUUUUCUGAGCGUCCCUGCGUAGACAAGCCCUCAGUGUUUGUAAACUACCAGUUGAGAACAUCUGGAGCAUUACUGCAUGAUCCUGAAAAUGGCAAAGUACUCUGGCCCCAAUCUAGCAUGAUACUUAAGCAUGUAUUUAAUUUUAAGCACCCCGGCUAGUCCCCAGCGCCUGCCACCCCAGUGAAGUCAAAUAGGAUUACUCACAUGCUUGACUUUAAGCACACGUGUAAUAAGCAUUUCGCUAGACUGGGCCAAAGCGUUUAGCAGGAAUGAGCCCAGGGCCCCUAUAGCUCUAGAAUAUAUAUUUCUCAGUGGAGGGCUCUGACCUGGAAUUUGUUUCUGACCUUGGUUUGACAGCUCAUGGACGCCAGUCUUUGGAGCCUGUCAAAGGCUGCUCAGGCUUUUCAUGAGAGGGGAGGCAGGUUUUCCUCAAGGAGCAGCGUUUUUUGUUCUCACUUGCUGACCUCAGUUUAAUAGAGGAACAUGUAGAUGUGAGUUCCCCACCCAAGCUCACUUGUCCCUCGGAGAAGCUGUAACAGGUGCCUUUUGAGAACGCAAGGGAAAUUUAAAAAAAAAUAAACCUCCAUAAACUCCUGGAAGUGCCUCUUACGUUCAGACAGUCAGUGCUAUUACCGGUGCUCCUCGGUACAGUUGGAUUUAAAAGUGACAGCCAGCCAUGCAACCGAUUACGGUCACGUAAACUAAGACAUGGAAAAGAAGCCCAGAGUGUAAUGCCCAUUGGUGCAUUUAGUGGAAACCUGAGGGACUCAAACUUCUGGAGGAACAUCCUGGGAAUUGCUGUCAUGGGAUGGCUGAAUGUCAGUUGAGUGGGCAUCUCCGUAAUUCAAUCUGCCAUUGCAGCUGUUCUGACUACAGAGCUGUAAUCUCUAAAGCACACAGAGACAGGUUUCCCUUGAACCAGAUACCAAGGGCAAAAGGUCCUGGCAGUACCCCAGCGUCUGUGGCAGGGGACAUUUUACGACAUCCAAGUGACAUAGAAGGAAGCUCCUAACUCCCAUCCUCUUGGCACACUAAACACAAAUUCUGCUCUCCCUGCCACAAAGCCGUACGGCCUCUAACUGACCCUUCUUCACCUGCUACACAAUAGUCCCCUAUAAAAAUAACCCUCUUGGAAGCUUUUGAUCGGGGGCAAGAGAGUCCAGUAAAGGAUGCACUGCCUUAAAGGAGAAAACAUUCUGCUCUGCAAAGUUGAUGUAUUUAGGAUUAUACAAUCCUAGCUGAUUGUUUAGAGUGUUUCAUGGUGCCCAUGUCUCUUGUACGAGCGCUGCUUUCUUACAACCCCUAAGUAACGGGGGCUGUGAACUACCACACUGGAGAUUUAGUUUUUUUGGUUUGAUCCAGCACUCCUCAUUCAGGAAAGCUACCAAUCAUCUCUCAAGGUGUUUGCCAGAGCAAGGAAUUCAUCUAAUACAGGGUCUUAUUUUGGUGCAUCAAUAGGAUAGACUUGUACUGUAUAUUCAGAUAUAUAAAGUUGCUAUAUGUAGAACAAGAGGUGAAUUUGUACAUGAAUGUAUUCUGUAAGGCUGUACUGCCCAGAAACAGGGUUUGUCUAUACAAACAAUUCAUUUAUGGGAACCUGGGGUGUGAAUCUCCCCUGCACUAAUCUGUUGUGGACUAAUUUGUUCAAGUACACUCUGCUGAUUUGCAUUAACAGUUUGUUAAUAUGCUUUGAUCUAAUCCUCUUUGAAAUGGGACUAGAUCAAAGCACAUUAACAAAUGGUUAACAUGCACUAGCAAGGCCUACGCCAACAGUCAGUCUGUGGCAGACAAGUGCCGGGUAGAGUCACGCUACAGUUUGCUGCAAACCAUUUGUGGAGACAAACCCUAAGCUUUUUCUGGCUAAACAUGUUCAAGCUAAUUCAUUUUUCAUUUAAAAAAAAACCAACCAAACAAAAAUUAUUUCACCAAGAAAAUGCAAUUGUAAUUUUAUCAAGUCUUAUAAGAACAACAUAUGAAUGGCCAUAUGGGGUCAAACGAAUGGUCCAUCUAGCCCAGUGCCAGAGGGAGUGAACAGAACAGAGUGAUCCAUCCUCUGUCAUCCAGUCCCAGCUUCUAGCAGUUGGAGAUCUAUGGAAACCCAGAGCAUGGGGCUGCAUCCCUGACCAUCUUGGCUUAUAGCCACUGAUGGACCUAUCCUCCAUGAACUUAUCUAAUUCUUUUUUGAGCCCAGUUAUAUUUUGGCUGUCACAACAUUCACUGAAAUGAGUUCCACAGGUUGACUGUGCAUUGUGUGAAGAAAUACUUCCUCUUAUUUGUUUGAAACUUACAUCCUAUUGUCAUUGUGUUAAGUGAAGGGGUAAAUAACACUUCCCUAUUCACUUUCUCCACAUCAUGCAUAAUUUUAUAGAUCUCUAUCAUAUCCCCUUUUAGUCAUCUCUUUUCUAUGCUGAUUAGGCCCAGUCGUCUUAAUCUCUCCUAAGCUGAAAGCCAUUCCAUACCCAUACUCAUUUUGUUGCCCUUCUCUGUACAUUUUCCAGUUCUAAUAUAUGUUUUUUGAGAUAGGGCAAUCAGAACUGCACGUAGUAUUCAAGUUGUGGGCAAA
Molecule: messenger RNA, 6241 nt
Organism: Trachemys scripta elegans
Lineage: Eukaryota; Metazoa; Chordata; Testudines; Emydidae
Gene: CCR7
Product: C-C motif chemokine receptor 7
Exons: 3
Coding region: 1402-2409 (335 amino acids)
Biological process (GO): immune response; inflammatory response; chemotaxis
Cellular component (GO): membrane
Molecular function (GO): C-C motif chemokine 19 receptor activity; chemokine (C-C motif) ligand 21 binding; chemokine (C-C motif) ligand 19 binding
Source: RefSeq, a predicted model, not a curated record